Messenger RNA from Dermacentor andersoni, 875 nucleotides. Lineage: Eukaryota; Metazoa; Arthropoda; Arachnida; Ixodida; Ixodidae. The record is from RefSeq and is a predicted model, not a curated record.
AAGCGUCCGCCAUGCCACCUGAAGCCUACCUAGAACAGCAGAGUGCCACACCGGUGGGAGUCCACGAUGAAAACGAUGGCUCCCAGGUAGCCCAGUUCUACAAGGAUCGGGUGGUGCUCAUCACAGGAGGAACAGGAUUCAUUGGAAAGGUUCUCUUGGAAAAACUCCUGAGAUCUUGCUCUGGCCUGAAGCGAGUUUACCUCCUCGUGCGAAGCAAGCGCGGCAAAGAACCACAGGCGAGGCUCAAGAAAAUGUUCGACUCACAGAUGUUCGAACACCUAAAGAAAGAACAACCGGGAGCUCUUGAAAAAGUAACGGCAAUGGCAGGAGAUCUGGCUCAGCCAGAUUUGGGGCUCAGUACGUCUGAUCGGGCCACCUUGGUCGACAAUGUGUCUGUCGUCUUUCACUCCGGUGCCACGAUCAAGUUUGAUGAGCCUCUCAGGGAUGCAUUCGAACUCAACGUUUUGGGCACAAGGAGAGUUCUGGACCUCUGUAAGCAACUACGAAAUAGAUGCGUUCUUGUGCAUGUGUCAACAGCAUACUGCAACUGUGACAAGCCGGAUGUCCACGAGGUGAUAAAACCGCCGUGUGAAAAUGCCCAACAAUUUUUUGAAGCUUUGCAGUCCGCAGGCGCCGAAGCAACGGGCAAUACGAAAGAGUGCUUGUUUGGCCAUCCAAAUACGUACACUCUGACCAAGAGUUUAACUGAAUCGAUGCUGCUGGAAGAACGAGGAAACAUUCCCGUCGUCAUCGUACGGCCCUCCAUUGUCACUGCCUCGUUGACUGAGCCGCUCCCGGGCUGGGUCGACAAUUACAACGGUUGCACUGGCGUCGUUGUAGGGGUAAGUAUUGAUCAAAUAUUUGAUCAGUUCUAA